AUGGAGCACUCAAAUAUCUACCGACGACGAGGCUUCCAGAUGGGCAACAUCUUGGGCGACCCGUUUGCGCUGGCAACUACAUCAAUCGGUUUUCUUGCGUGGCUCAUCACCUUUGUCGGAUGCAUCAUCGGCCAGAUCCAAGAGACACCAACCGACCCAUUUCCCAAAUUCUCCUGGUGGGCGAGCAUAUUCAGCAUCUUCUUGAUUCUCGGCGUCUUCUAUGUUGUCGGUAGCGACACGAUUCAGACCUAUCAUGUGGCACUUACGGGGUAUUCUGCUGGAGGCAUGGUGCUGGUAACCUCGUCGGUCAAUUCCCUGGUAUACUCAAAGGACGCAGCUCGAGAAGCUGCCGCUGCCGGUUUCAUUCUCCUUUCCAUGGUCGUGCUCGUCUGGACUUUAUACUUUGGAUCGACGCCUUCUGCUACACCCCGUGCAUUCCUCGACUCCUUCGCCCUCACCAAAGAGUCUGCCCACAUGCAGCGACAAACCAUGAGCAACUACGGCAGUGGCAUGGGUCGUCCUGAGACGUCCAAUUCCGUCCAACCACCGCAAAUGUAUACAUCUGCUCAGCUCAAUGGCUUUGAAAAUCCUUCGCCUGUUGGCGGCGCCUCUCAAGUUGGUGGAGGUCGCGCCUCCCAUCUCUCCGGCUUUGGUGGGCCAGCCCAGAUCAAAGUAACAGGCCCUGAUGCGGAAGUUGUACCUCCCACCGAAUACCCUUAUCGAGCAAAGGCCAUCUUCAACUACAUCGCCAACCCUCAAGAUCCAAACGAGAUUUCUUUCCAGGAGAAGGAUAUUCUCGAGGUGUCUGAUAUUAGCGGACGAUGGUGGCAAGCGCGAAAUAAAAAUGGAGAGACUGGUAUUGCACCUAGCAACUAUCUCGAGCUGUUAUGA
Trichoderma asperellum CBS 433.97 is the source of this 891-nucleotide messenger RNA. It is a transcript of the gene SHO1, whose product is annotated as Transmembrane osmosensor. The record is from RefSeq and is a predicted model, not a curated record. Gene Ontology annotation, molecular function: protein binding. Gene Ontology annotation, biological process: regulation of actin filament polymerization. NCBI's taxonomy places the organism in Eukaryota, Fungi, Ascomycota, Sordariomycetes, Hypocreales, Hypocreaceae.